Fonsecaea multimorphosa CBS 102226 is the source of this 1050-nucleotide messenger RNA. RefSeq lists its product as uncharacterized. The coding region runs from base 1 to 1050 and encodes 349 amino acids. Lineage: Eukaryota; Fungi; Ascomycota; Eurotiomycetes; Chaetothyriales; Herpotrichiellaceae. The record is from RefSeq and is a predicted model, not a curated record. The transcript has a single exon.
AUGUCUAGCAAGACAAACACAAACGGUGGGAGCAUCGAAACGCCUGCGGAGGAAGAGGCACGCCUGUCACAAGAACUUGCUGAUCUCCAAAGACCUCAGAAGAUCCUGAAACUGAAGGCUCAGAUUGAAGCAUCUCGUAAAGGCAAUCCUCUAGACGAUGAGCAAGCUCGACCUUGUUGCCUGACAAUAUUGAGAGCGGAAGAAAACGCGCACAGCGGGACUCGAGCGCAACUGGACGAAAAGAGCCUGGAGUUAGACAACCUCAAAGUCGAGUACUCCAACAGAGAGAAAGACCUUGCCGAUCUCAAAUUGAAGUUAAAGCAGGUGGAGGACGAGUUGAAGAUAAUGACUCAAGCCCGGGAUCAAGAGCAGAGUGCGCAUAAUCAGACAAAGGCUGGCUUAGAGGCAAUGACUGAAUCAAGAGAUCAAGAGCGGACAGCACACAACAAGACAAACACCAGUCUUAAAGCCGUGACUAGCUCGAGAGACGAAGAACAGACUGCGCACAACCAGACAAAAUCCAACUUGAAGGCAGUGACUCAGUCGAGAGACAAAGAACAGGAAGCCCACGAGCGAACGAAAGCCACCUUGCAAGCCGUGACCGAAGCGAGAGACCAAGAACGGGCUGCACACGUCAAGACAAAAGCCACCUUACAGGGCGUGACUGAAACCAGGGAUCAAGAACAAAAUGCACACGCCCAAACAAAAGCUAACUUGAAAGCAAUGACCGAAUCGCGAGACCUGGAACAAGUUGCGCAUGACCGGACGAGGGCCGACCUGAAGACAAUGACUGCGUCCAGAGAUGAAGAGAAGGCAGCACACCGACGUACAAAAGGCCAACUGGACGCCGUGACUGAAGAAAAUGAGUCGAUCUUAGAGGAGUUGGCGAGAAGGACCGUGCCACCUCCAGUGCGAGACAUUCGAUUCCAGGAGGGUUACCCCAAGCCUGCUGAAGGCGGUUGGACAUUGCUGAACGAUUCAUACAAGAUAAAUCACAAGGGAGAGGUUACUACUUACAAUAAGAAGGGGGGCAAGAUGUGGACGCGGUAG